Molecule: messenger RNA, 2714 nt
Organism: Ictalurus punctatus (channel catfish)
Lineage: Eukaryota; Metazoa; Chordata; Actinopteri; Siluriformes; Ictaluridae
Gene: pou4f4
Product: POU class 4 homeobox 4
Exons: 2
Coding region: 320-1399 (359 amino acids)
Biological process (GO): regulation of transcription by RNA polymerase II
Molecular function (GO): RNA polymerase II cis-regulatory region sequence-specific DNA binding; DNA-binding transcription factor activity, RNA polymerase II-specific
Source: RefSeq, a predicted model, not a curated record
AAAGUUAGAGGGGGCGUGCCAGGUUUCGGCGUGUGGGCGGAGUCGGGGAAACGUUUAUAUUUAGACGCCUGCGUCAAUACCUGGGCCGUAUCAAGGCUGCUGACAGGCGCAAUUAGAUUUUUUUUUAUUUCCGCCCCUGACUCGAGAAGAAGACUUCCCAGGCAGGACUGGUGGGCUGCCUGUCCUCGUCGUGACGUUUUCCCCCGACUGCGUUACGUUUCGAGACAUCAAGAGUUAUCGGAGGCAAAAAAAAAAAAAAAAAAAAAAUACGGAGUUAAACGAGGAAGACGAGAAACGACCUUCUCCGACGUCUGCAAUCAUGAUGUCCAUGAACAGCAAGCAAGCUUUCAGCAUGCAUCCGAUUCUCCACGAGCCCAAAUACACACCUCUGCACUCGAGCUCGGAGGCGAUCCGGCGGGCAUGUCUGCCCACACCGUCGCUGCAGGGAAACAUCUUCGCCGGUUUCGAUGAGACGCUGCUGCAGAGAGCCGAGGCUCUGGCCGCGGUGGACAUUGUGACCCAGAAGAGCCAUCCGUUCAAGCCAGACGCCACGUACCACACCAUGACCACGAUGACAAGCAUGACAGGCACCCCAACGUCCUCCCCGGCGCACCUGCAUCACCCGUCCGUGCUCACGUCUCAUCAUCACGCACACCACCCGCACCACCACCACCAGCCGGCUCAGGGUCUGGAGGGAGACCUGCUCGACCAUCUCUCUCCCGCGAUCUCGCUCGGCGGCAUGCCGACCGCCGCGGACGUGGCUUCAGGCGCGUCCCACGCACACUCGCACAUGGCCGCGGCUAUCAACCACGCGCAGCACCAUCACCAUCCGCACGCGCAGGCCGUAAACGUGCACCACCCGCACCACGCCCUGGCCGCGCACGCCUCCCUCGCCAGUGCCAGCGCCGCGUCCAUGGACGCCGAGCCAGACCCCCGCGAGCUCGAAGCGUUCGCCGAGCGCUUCAAGCAGCGUCGCAUUAAGCUCGGCGUGACCCAGGCGGAUGUGGGCGCCGCGCUCGCUAACCUCAAGAUACCCGGGGUCGGGUGUCUGAGCCAGAGCACGAUCUGUCGGUUCGAGUCGCUCACGCUCUCGCACAACAACAUGGUGGCCCUGAAGCCCAUCCUCGAAGCGUGGCUCGAGGAGGCCGAGAGGGCGCAGCGCGAGAAGAUGGCCAAGCCCGAGAUCUUCAGCAGCGGCGACAAAAAGCGCAAGCGCACAUCCAUCGCUGCGCCAGAGAAGCGCUCGCUCGAGGCCUACUUCGCCGUGCAGCCACGACCUUCGUCCGAGAAGAUCGCCGCCAUCGCCGAGAAGCUCGACCUGAAAAAGAACGUGGUGCGCGUCUGGUUCUGCAACCAGCGGCAAAAACAGAAGCGCAUGAAGUUCUCAGCGACGCACUGAACCAAAACACGGCGCUCGUUUUAAUGGACAUCGAGGAACUCUCAGACAUCCCCAAUCAACAAGAAUUAAAACAAAAACAAACAAACAAACAACAAAAAAAAAACCCCAAACCAAACCACGGGUCAGAUGGAGAUCUCAAGGAGGCGGACCGGGUCCCGUCGGGAUGUCAGCAUGCAGGAGCGCGACUCCACUCAUGGAGACGCGAAGAGAAGAAAGACACGGGAAAGAAACUGGGCUCUGAAACUGGACAAAAGGAAAGAAAUGAAUCACUUAUUGUACAAAAAAAAAAAAAGGAAAUAGAAUAAUAACAUAUUCUCUUAAAUAACUCUUUUAUAUUGAUUCAUGUAUAUAACUGUGAAUACAUGACACCUCUGUGAAGACCACAUCGUCCUUUUAGGUUCUUUUCUUUUUGGGUUUUUUUUUUUUUCGAGAGAAAAAAAAAAGGAGAAAGGGUUUAAAAAGUUUGCCAUUAAAAGUUUAAUGUCAUUCGGUGUGUUUCGGAGGAAGAGACUCGAUCUCGGUUACGACACGGAAUUACCGUCACCCACUGCAUGGUUUACUUUAGGGCGCUUUUACUAUUUGAAACUCCCCGGUUUAAACGCAUCGCAAUAAGAGAGAAAUACAGCACAGGCGAAGGCACACACACACACACACACACACACACACACACACACACACACACACACACACACACACACACACACACACACACACACACACACACACACACACACACACAAGGCCCCAGUCUGUGUCUACCUCAUGAUCCUGACACAUCUUAAGUCAUUUUGGAACUAAAAAAAAAAUGUUUAAAAGUGGCUUUCAAAUUUGGCAUCUCGUUUUGAAGAAGCACAGAAUGUUAAAAACAGAUUGUGGUAUGUCUCAGCUAAUUUCACUGCAACGAUGCUUUGACAAUCAAGUGGUUAGAAUAACGAUGGGCCCUCUAUGUCUUCAUCUAAAAUCUGAUAUAUGGACAUAUGUUCUCCUAUUAUUAUUAUUAUUAUUAUUAUUAUUAUUAUUAUUAUUAUUAUUAUUGGGCCUGUGGAUGGAAACAUGGAUUCACUGCAUUCUGAACAGUUCAUUGCACUUUUGUAGAUAUUGUUGAGAUACCAAUUUUUUGACUUAUUUAUAUUAAAAAAAAAAAUAUUUUUAUUGUUUUUUUUUUCUCCUUUAUUUCGUAUGUACUUAUUUAUUUGACAUUAAUUUAUUUUGAAGUUGGCAUAUUUUUCAUUUGUGAAAGUGUGUUUAAAUUGUGUCUGUGUAAGCGACAGAAAGAAAAAAAAAAAGUCAAAUAAACCAUGCACGUUUUACCUCA